AGACUCACCGGAAGUAAACAAGGCGCUAGCCCCGUUAGCAUAGCUAGCUGUGUUCGGUUUGUGUGUGUGAGGUGAAUGUUUGAGUGUGUGCAGUAACAAUGUCUUCAGUUCAGUCUCUGAGAGAGUUUAUCAGCGAGAGACUAACUGCUGCUGCUGAAGAAAUAUUCACAGAGUUUGAAAAAACCAUCGUCCAGUACGAGGAAGAGAUCGAUCGUCAGCGCAGACUGCUGGAGAUCCGCUGGAAACCAGUGAGCAGCUCCGGAUCAGCAGAACUCCCACAGCGUCAUGUCUGUAAGGAGGAGGAGCUUCUCCCUGACCAGGAGGAACCAGGACCUCCAGAGAGACCAGGACCUCCAGAGAGACCAGGACCUCCUGAGGAGAGACCAGGACCUCCUGAGGAGAGACCAGAAGCUCUGCUCUUCAAAGAGGAGGAGGAGGAGCUCUGCAUCAGUCAGGAUGAAGAGCAGCCGGUCCUAAAGCAGGAGGCAGAGACCCUCAUUGUGACUGUGGACUGUGAGGACAGGGACCACUGGGAACCAGAACCAAACUGGGACCAGCUGCUCCCUCAGAACUCUCCUGAGGCUGAGAACCGGGACCAGGACCGGGCAGGAAGCUGGGGUGAGAACCCCGGGACGAGCAGAGGGGACGUGGGCGGCYCCAAACCGAAGAGACACAAAAAGCCUCACCCAGGUGAGAAGCCCUCCUCUUGUCAGACCUGUGGGAAGAGUUUCCUCCACAAGUGGCUCCUCAGGUACCACAUGAGGUCUCACGCAGGUGAGAAGCUCUUCCCGUGUGACGUCUGUGGCAAAAGCUUCCCUCGAAGCUACAACUUAACUCUGCACAUGAGAACUCACACGGGUGAGAAGCCCUACUCCUGUCAGGUCUGCGGUCGGUGUUUCUCUCAGAGCGGCACUCUGAAGGACCACCUGAGGACUCACACAGGUGAGAARCCCUAUCCCUGUAAGGUCUGCGGGAAGAGUUUCUCUCAGAACCGUGGCCUGUCUUAUCACAUGCUUUCUCACAGCGGUGAGAAGCCCUUCUCGUGCCAAACCUGCGGGAGCAGUUUCCUUCAAAAGUCUCACCUGAUCAGACACACGAGGACUCACACAGGUGAGAAGCCCUUCCUGUGUCAGGCCUGUGGCAAACGGUUCUCUUCUAAAAGCCUCCUGAUUUCCCACAUGAAGAGUCACGCAGGUGAGAAGCCCUUCUCCUGUCAGACGUGUGGGAAGAGCUUCGGUCAGAAGUGCACCUUAAUCAGCCACAUGAGGACUCACACAGGUGAGAGGCCCUACUCAUGUGACGUGUGUGGGAAAGAUUUCUGCAAUCGCAACGGUUUGACCUAUCAUAAGAUCUCUCACCGCGGUGAGAAACCCUUGUUAUGCCAGGUCUGUGGGAACAGAUUCAGCCAGAAAUCUCAUUUGAUCCGACACAUGAGGACUCACACCACUGAGGAGGGCUGACCCUGUGGAUCCUGUGACCACCUCAGAGGUCAAAGGUCGUUCAAACUCCCAGGUGACGGGUCUGCGGAGCUCGAGCCCUGAAACAGAUGGACUUUAUUAUGAAACACAAACAUUUCUCAGUCUUUUCAAAUUAAAACGUGUAACUUUCA
This is a messenger RNA of Austrofundulus limnaeus, 1609 nucleotides long. Its product is annotated as oocyte zinc finger protein XlCOF6.1. The coding region runs from base 99 to 1460 and encodes 453 amino acids. Lineage: Eukaryota; Metazoa; Chordata; Actinopteri; Cyprinodontiformes; Rivulidae. Gene Ontology annotation, cellular component: nucleoplasm; nucleus. Gene Ontology annotation, molecular function: DNA-binding transcription repressor activity, RNA polymerase II-specific; RNA polymerase II cis-regulatory region sequence-specific DNA binding. The transcript is spliced from 2 exons. Gene Ontology annotation, biological process: regulation of transcription by RNA polymerase II. The record is from RefSeq and is a predicted model, not a curated record.